CCUAGUGAUGUAGUUCACAGGCAACUCUAAUACUGUUUCCAAGGACCCCUCUGUUGCCUCUCAGUCCUGAGUCACAGGAUGGAGAGAGCCAAGAUGGGGCCCCAAAUUAGAGACUUUAAGGAGAAGGGGUCCACCUGAAAGACGCCUCCACCUUCCAUCUUUGACUUCACCAAUAGGAAUGAACCGGUGCUGCAGCAGUUGCGGGCAGCCUCGCAGCCCAGCGCUCAACCGCUGCGCCACCAGGGAAGGCCCUCUCAAGGAUUUUUUAUGGCUUGUUUUGAAAGAAAGCAACAAGAGCUAUGAUCACUGUUUUGGGUGCAGAAGCAAAUGUGAGACAGAUAAUUCCAUUGCUGUCGUACACAAGGAAGGACUUCUAAGUCUCUGUUGAGUCACACUGGAGAGAAGAAUUUUGUCAUUGAGCAAGAAAAAUGCCAGGUGGUCUAGAGAAGGCGUGCCAUCGGUGCAUUUCUAAAAUCGCCAGCAAUGCCUGCUUCAUCUUGGUGCUCUUUGCUUUCCUCGUGUUGCCUCUGUCCAUGGCUUUCACAGGGAUGAAGUUUUUGGAGGACUGCCCCAUCCAGCCCCUCAUUCCUCUGUAUUUGCUAGUGGGUGGGAUCAUUGGGGCCUUGAAGGCGUCAUUCCUGCUCUACGACUCCACCAGGAUGCGGCAGCUUCUGUCCAAGGCCGUGGUGAUGGACGACGACGACGACGAUGAAUAUCCCUGGAGACAGAACGCACACAGAUACUACACCCACCUCGUCCUCAGCCUCUUCCUCUUCCUCUGGUUCCUUCUGGGCAAUUACUGGGUCUUUUCUGUUUACCUGCCUGAUUUCAUCCCCCCUUUCCAGCAGCCUCAGGAUUACUGUGACAAAACCCUGUACCUCUUCGCAGUCGGGGUUCUCGUGCUUGGCCAUACCGCGCUGGCCGCGCUCCUCCUGUGCAGCGCGUGCGUCUAUGUGUGGUCCAGGUGGAGACUUGCUGCCGAUGAGGACUGAGAAUCACACCCCAAGCGCACACGUACACAUGUACACAUGCACCCACACUCAUGCACACACAGGCUCAUGUCCUGGCACAU
Messenger RNA from Talpa occidentalis (Iberian mole), 1072 nucleotides. It is a transcript of the gene TMEM272, whose product is annotated as transmembrane protein 272. The record is from RefSeq and is a predicted model, not a curated record. Bases 429 to 992 code for a protein of 187 amino acids. The transcript is spliced from 7 exons. NCBI's taxonomy places the organism in Eukaryota, Metazoa, Chordata, Mammalia, Eulipotyphla, Talpidae.